Drosophila santomea is the source of this 1864-nucleotide messenger RNA. RefSeq names its product protein THEM6. NCBI's taxonomy places the organism in Eukaryota, Metazoa, Arthropoda, Insecta, Diptera, Drosophilidae. The record is from RefSeq and is a predicted model, not a curated record. The transcript is spliced from 3 exons. The coding region runs from base 629 to 1414 and encodes 261 amino acids.
UGAAUCGAGCGACGAAUCAACAAAUUAGGGGUUGUCCUGGUCGCGCGCGAGUGUUUUCCACAGCGUCUCUGUGUGUGUGUGUGUGUGUGCGUGUGUGUCUGGUACACGGGAACGAUUCGGGGAUGCCUAUUAAUCAAUUUUAAAUAAACUAUAUAGAAUGUAAUAAUUAUAGCCCACAUUUUUUUGUUUUUUUUUGCUUGCGCUGUGUGUGUGUGGGUGUGUGUUUGUGUCGUGGCCAAUUGAAUCACCUGAUGGUGAAAACAUGACCUAAUUCCGUUCAGCAUCCUGGCCAGCUUAGUGAGGACCAGAACCUGAACCUGAACCGCGCUUAGAAAACCACCCCCGGGAACCUUAACCCUCGAACACCGAACGUCUCACCCUUAACCCUUAGCUGGAGCACUUGCCUGGCUUCCUGCUUCCGCAUUCUAAUUAGAUUGCAAUCAUUUCACAAUUUGAUUGUCAGCCGAUGAUGAUGAUGAACACCAACCCCCCAAACCACUUACCACUUGCAGUGCCAACCAGCUCCACGGACCACGCCCCCUAAGCGCCUGUCCGCCCGCCCACCAAUCUGUCAGCCUGCCAAUCUGCCAUUCCGCCAACCCGCCAACCCGCCAGCCCGCCAGCCGGAAUGGAGCAGCUGUGCUACCUGGCGCUGAGCGUCCUGCUGGCCAUCAUCGUGGCCUACGGACUCCUGGAACUGCACUACUUCCUGCGCAUGUGCCUCUGUGUCCUGCUCGCCCGGUUCGUGAAGAGGCGCUGCCACAUCCUGGACACCACCACGGUUAACGGACUCUGCCUCACCAACGACGUGGACACUUUGCUGUACCACAUGAACAACGCUCGCUACUUCCGCGAGCUGGACUUCGCGCGUGUCGACUUUUACGAGCGGACCAAUCUGUACCGCACCAUUACGGGAAUGGGCGGUUCCGUUUUCCAGGGGGCGGCCACCAUACGCUACCGCCGCUUCAUCCGCCCCUUUCAUCGCUUCAACAUUAUUUCGCGGAUCAUUUACUGGGACGAGCAGUCGCUCUUUAUGGAGCACCGAUUUGUGCGGCCGUCGGACAAGUUCGUGCACUGCAUCGCCAUCUGUCGGCAGCGGGUGAUCGACGUGUCCAUGGAGGCGGUGAUGUCCGAACUGCUGCCCAGGACCUCCUCCAACGGAUUCCGGGCGACGGUGCUGCCCUCGCUGGCUGCUCCCUCGCCGCCGACUGGUGGUAUAAGCAAUCUUGCGAUGGACACUUCGCUGGCGGAGAACGGACAUGGGACGACGAGCGGGGGGGAGGCGGGCACAGGUGCCACGCCCACCACGACCACGGCGCACUGCCUCAAGCUAAAGCCCUCGCUGCCGCCAGAGUUGGCCAAGUGGAUCGAGUACAAUGACAUGUCGAGCAAGAAUCUACGCAGCGGCUGCUGACUGGAAUCCUUGGAGUCGCCGGAAGCGGAUGCGGAUGCGCAACCGGAAAUGGAAACGCCCAUUAAUACACGUUUUUUUUUCUGUCUCGCGUGCUUGUGUGUGUGAGUGUGCGUGCUAAAGUGUGCUAAUGUUUAAUGUCUAAGUGUGCACGUGAAACGUUUGUAUUGUAAGCUACGUAAGGGUCUGUAAAACAAAUAAGAAAUACCCGCCCUCUUUUUGGCCUUAACUAAUGUAUUGUAUAAUUAACCAGAGAUCAGAGCCACGCCCCCCACCCCCCUGAACAAUGAACUAAGGUAAAAACAAAACUCCUUGGUAGUCCACAGUGUGUAAGCUAUGAUGUACAAUGAUUGUUUAGUAAAUGAACAAACUAAUCUGAAAAAAGACGCAACUAAAUGAGUGAUUUUCUUGGCCCUUUGCUUUGGCGCCUAAAAGCAGGCUAUACUUUGUCAC